This is a messenger RNA of Hirundo rustica (Barn swallow), 2054 nucleotides long. RefSeq names its product transmembrane p24 trafficking protein 7 (gene TMED7). Gene Ontology annotation, cellular component: COPII-coated ER to Golgi transport vesicle; endoplasmic reticulum-Golgi intermediate compartment; Golgi apparatus. Lineage: Eukaryota; Metazoa; Chordata; Aves; Passeriformes; Hirundinidae. The record is from RefSeq and is a predicted model, not a curated record. Gene Ontology annotation, biological process: Golgi organization; endoplasmic reticulum to Golgi vesicle-mediated transport; intracellular protein transport. The transcript is spliced from 3 exons. Bases 104 to 754 code for a protein of 216 amino acids.
CGUCCCUUUGGCCACGCCGCGUCCCGCUCGCAACCCCGCAGCCCCUCUGCCCCGGCCGCCCCGAGCCCCUCCGCGCCCUCUUCAUCUCUCUUCGCACCGGACGAUGCCGCCGCUGGGCUCCCGAGGGCCGCUGCCGCCCUUGCUGCUGCUGUGGGCGCUGGCGGCCUGCGCGGCGCGGGCCUCCGAGAUCACGUUCGAGCUGCCCGACAACGCCAAGCAGUGCUUCUACGAGGAGAUCGCCCAGGGAACCAAGUGCACCCUCGAGUUCCAGGUGAUCACUGGAGGUCAUUAUGAUGUUGACUGUCGGUUGGAAGAUCCAGAUGGCAUUGUACUGUACAAAGAGAUGAAGAAACAAUAUGAUAGCUUCACGUUUACUGCAUCCAGAAAUGGAACAUACAAGUUCUGCUUCAGCAAUGAGUUCUCUACUUUCACACACAAAACUGUGUACUUCGAUUUCCAGGUUGGAGAAGAUCCACCACUGUUUCCUAGUGAGAACAGAGUAACCGCACUUACACAGAUGGAGUCUGCAUGUGUUUCAAUUCACGAAGCUUUGAAGUCUGUUAUCGAUUAUCAGACUCACUUCCGCUUGAGGGAAGCGCAGGGCCGCAGCAGAGCAGAGGAUUUAAACACAAGGGUGGCCUACUGGUCAAUAGGGGAAGCGAUCAUUCUUCUUGUUGUUAGUAUCGGGCAGGUAUUUCUCCUUAAGAGCUUCUUCUCAGAUAAAAGAACCACGACAACGCGCGUUGGAUCGUAACCAGUAGCAGCAGUGCUUCAGGUGUGUUACUCACAUAGCGGUUCUCCAAUUAACUGUAGGUACUGAGGUCUGAAUUUAUGCAACAUUCAAAUGUGUAUACUCCUCAUCUCUUAAAAAUCACAAAACACACUCAAAAAGUUACAAAAGGGACACAUAAAUUGAAAUAUUUUUAAAGAUCCUCUGGAACUCAAGUGUUUCAAUGCCUAUAUUAAAAUAUCUGGCAGUGUCUAGUCUCUUUAUUUCUGCUGAUACUAAUCCAAACCAAGUUUGAUUUUUACCACUCCAAUUAGUCAUCUGCAAUGUAAAACUUUAAAAUGAGCCAACAGUUUAGUGUCUGAUAUGAGAGAUGAUAUAUAUGAAAAUCUCAUUUCAUUUUAAUUUUCAGGCUGAAUAUCUUGGAUUAUAAAAAAGAAAAUGUGAUUAACUGUAGUGCACUGUUUUAAUUUGCUGUUUUAAAAAAAUGCAAUCAUACCCCUUGCUUAUUUGUAAAACUGUUGAAAGCUUGGCACUACAUUGUGGUGCACAUUCUUUAUCAGUCUGGACUGUCUUCAUCCUCAGAACUUUCUGAAUUUUAUACUACAUUAUGAUUGCUUAAACAUACAUUCUUCUGUAUUAAAAUGAAUUUUCUCUUUUGCAGUGUUUGUUUUACUGACGAAAUUGUAAGCUGAGAGUACUCAGGAAACUACUUCUGCAUACAAAAAAAAAAAUCCGAAUUUCCAAGUUUAUGUAAAAAACAUGCCGUAGGAUAGGGAGUCUUCUAACUUUGUCAUUGAACCUGUGCAGUACUCACACACGCUGCUGCUGCUGCUUUUUGGAUUUAAGACCAGAAGUAGCUUGGUUUGUUAAGCAGCACAGCACCAGCACUGGAUGAGGUUGUAUUAUGUGUUAGGCACGUACAAAACUUUUUAUUAAAUUCUUUUUCUAGGAAGAGGGCAAUUUGAUAUUGAUACUGCAUUGCACAAGUGCUGUAAAUACUCCUCUCUGUGGUGCACUGAGACAUGACAGCCUUGUGCAUCUAAUUGCCACUCUAUUUUGUUAGUGGUCAGGAAAUGUUUUAAAUAUUUCAGGUUAUCUUUUUGUAGAGUUAUUAGAGUUAAAUUGUUUUCACUGCUCAUGACAUGUCUUUUCAGUAGCUUAUGUACUGUAAAAUUCUGUUUUAUCUGGUUGUGGAAGGUAGUAAAUAUAUGUACAUGCCCAUAGCUUGAAUUGAGCUGGUCACAGUAAGGUUAAACUCCUUCAAAUGGCUCUGGAAAAAAAAGUAGGCUAACCAAUUCUUAAAUGCACACAAAAUAAACUAAAG